Messenger RNA from Pocillopora verrucosa, 2571 nucleotides. NCBI's taxonomy places the organism in Eukaryota, Metazoa, Cnidaria, Anthozoa, Scleractinia, Pocilloporidae. The record is from RefSeq and is a predicted model, not a curated record.
AUGAUGUCAAAAACUUGUCAAAUAUGGGCGACUGCGCUGCUAUUGAUAAGUAUGCUGAGUUUUGGGUUUGUCGAUGACGUUUGCAAAGGCGAGAACGAACCGUGUACGCUGGAAUGUAAUGAUCAAAGCACUGCUUGUGAGCAGAAUUGCAACGUUGGUAAUUAUACUUGUAAACUGAACUGUAGCGUAGACAAUUGUAAUCAAAAUUGCAACUCUCGAAUAUGUUUUCUUCAUUGCACCAAGGGAGUGUGUAAACAGUCUUGCAACAGUGGAGUGCGAGUAUGCCAAAUGGAAUGCACCGGUCAAACCUGUAAUCAAAUGCAACAUUGUAACGCUCAAACAUGCAAUCUGACAUGCAGAGGGGAAGAAUGCAAUCAGAAUUGCAUUGGUGGAGAACAAGGAUGUAUUAUGCAAUGCAUGGGGAGCUCUUGUUCACAAACUUGCGACGCUUAUACAUGUGAGAUGACAAGAAGUGGGUCAUCAAAUUAUUAUACAAAGCAAGUGUGCACUCCCGGAAAUGGUCCAUGUUGUCAACGUAUCUUGAUGAAUAAAAGUCUGGGAUCCUUUGAAACAACCUGUCAAGGAAGAGAGCAAUGUACGUGCCCCGAAUGUUUAAAUCAUGACUGCAUAACUUUGAGCAAAUCGGAUGUCGCUGCGGCUGUCUCGGCUUCGACGGUUCAAGCUAUUUCAACCCAUAUUUCAACGGAACAAGCUUCUCUGCAAUCGUCGCCUUCGUCCCCAUUACUGCUACUCUCAAUUCCAUCAUUAUCAUCACCGUUCUCCUUGCAGCCAUCGAUAUUAUUAACGUUACCGUCAUUACCAUCGUCAUUAUCAUCAUCCUCAUCAUAUACAUCAGCGUCGCCAUCUUCGUCAUCGUCGUCUUUAACUUGGACAUCUCCGUCAACCCCUCUCGAAAAAAUUAAAAAUUUGGAAAGUGUAUUUACUUCGAAGCGUAAUAGAGUCAACAUCAGCAGAAACAGCUCCCUGCAGGAGGUUAUACGUUUGUUUGAAGACUUCGCCGAUCAAUAUCAGAACAUCACAAAGUCCCAUGGCAGCCAACUUGGUAUAGAAGAGCUCCAACGAGGAAAAGAAUUCGUCUUUAAGGUGGCAGUUGCCCUCGAAAAAUUUGUUCUUGAUUACAGUCAAUAUCACCUAAAUAGAGAAGAGCCCUCGAAAAAAAUAACACGCCAGAAAAUGGUUUUGGGUAUGUGGAAAGGUUACCGCCAGAAUGCGACCGACUUCUAUCUCGAAGAAAAUGAAUGGCACGCAAGCAUCAAUGUUCCUUCUGAAAAUUUUGCGGAGAAUGGAUCAGUGGUAAUAGGGUGCGUAUACAAGGAUCUUCAUGAAUUAUUACAAACCAAUCAGGGCGGCGGGGAUAAAACUGAAAAUUCAAGGUAUGUGAACACAAGGAUAAUGACCGCGGCUGUAGAUCCCAAACCUGAAAAAUUACGACAGGACGUCAUCUUAAAGUUCAGAAACCUGAAGGUCGAUGAAGGAGAGAAGCAGUGCAUGUUUUGGAAUGGCUUAGGCAAGAGUUUCGACGGAUUCUCAGGGGAUGGUUGUUACGUAGAUCCAUUGAGGAGCAACUCAAAGGACACAGUCUGCAGAUGCAAUCAUUUGACGCAUUUUGCUGUCUUAGUUGACUUCAGAGGCGACGCGGAGCUCUCCAAGAAGGACGUUACUAUUCUGGAGAUAAUCACAUACGUCGGAUUAAGCCUUUCCAUCGUCGGAAUACUUUUGACCAUAACGCUGUAUUCUUUUCUCACAGAUGUUCGACAACCACUACCUCAAAUACGACUUAGUCUUUGUGUGUCCCUCGGAGCUGGACAAAUCAUCUUUCUCUCUGGAAUAAACGCCACAGAAAAAAUGACAGCGUGUAUCACAUCAGCAGUUCUUAUGCAGUAUUUCCUGAUGGCCGCUUUCUGUUGGAUGCUGGUAGAGGGAAUUUAUCUUUACCUUCUUGUUGUGAAAGUUUAUAACAUCAGCGACAAGAUGUAUAUUUAUCACGUCAUGUCAUGGGGUUUGCCCGUCAUCGUGGUGGCCAUUUCAUUAAGCAUAGCAGCUGGAGCAGCAGAUGGGAUACAGAGCUACAUCAGUGAUGACUAUUGUUGGAUGUCCUCAACUAACAAUCUGAUCUGGAUAUUUGUCACAUUUGUGGUUAUCGUUGAAGUUAUCAACAUUUUGAUUCUCACUCGAGUCAUAAGGGAGAUGACCAAAAUGCAGCCAAGAGGAGGAAAGCAAAUUCAGCAAAUACGACUUGGCAUUAGAACAUGCGUCGUGAUGACUCCCUUGCUGGGUGUCACGUGGUUAUUUGGACUCCUUUCGCCUGCACACAAAACUUUCGCCUACAUUUUCACCAUACUCAACUCCACUCAGGGUUUCCUGAUUUUCAUUCUUCACUGUGUGCGAAAUGGCCAGAUUAAAGAGCGAUUCAAUAGAAAGAUGAAUAUCAUAUUUCCAUCCGAAAACAUUGGAAACUCCACAAAGAAGAGCUCACAGGUUAAUUCAAAUGAUAUUAAUAAUAUUUGGACAGUUGAAUUGCAGUCUUGCAAUGAAUUUGAGGAGAAUUAA